AAAAAAAAUUGAUUUGAACGGGAUGGAGUGCGCAGCGAAAGGGAGCGGAAAACGGUGCGGCGGUGCCGCCACGCGUCUGUGCACUCGCUGCGAAGCCGUCGCUUAUUGCUCUCUUUCUCACCAGAUUGCACACUGGAGUCGUCACAAACACGAGUGUGAUAGGUUGCAACAACAGAUGAAGAGUGUUGAAGUCCUCAACGAUUUUCCCUUCACUUUCUCUCGCGAAGCCACGUUUCAGGUUUGUGUGAAGCACGAAGGUAGAUGUUCAUUUUUGAGCAACAGAGGUCUUCAUAAAGUGGGAAUGUGGAUGCAUGAAUGCAGUUGUGGGGCGUCAUCUGCUUCAUUUGAUUGUUUAGGUUUUUGCAGUUUAAAUAAUGGUUGGGAUCUCCCAAGUGUUUUAUGUCCAUGUGGGCCAAACUCUCUGGGAUUAGAGCAAUUGCAUAGUUGGAGAGACUACUAUAAGUGGAGAAGCAUCCCACUAGACUCGCCUGUUGCUUUGCUUCUUCAUUGGCCACUUACAAUAUAUCAUGCUGCUCGUCUUGUUGGAAUUACAGCCUUGAAUCCUGAAAUCAAUGAAAAGUUGUACAUACAUUACCUUGGACCUGAGAAAGAGUUGCUACAACUUGUUGUGUUUGGAGAAUUACUGGCACUCUUCCCUGGUUUUCAUGUUCAUAUAGAACUUGUUGGACCUGCAAUUCCUCCUCAAAGGGAUGGUGAGAAAAUUCAAAUUUCAAAGUAUGCUUGUUGCAAUGAAGAUGAGUGUGAGUGCAAAAUAGCAAUUAAAAAUACAUAUCCUGGAACAGAGUCUGGUUCAGCAGUGACAUUGCAGCUUUGGCGAGGAUUAUAUCAUGACCGAUAUAGAGAUAUUGUUAAGGAUUCCUUUCCUCACCUAAUAAUUGCUCCAAAUGGUGGCAUUGCUGCUUAUUCCAGUUGGUUACCAUGUAUUGAGUUAAUUGAAAAGAUUGGCGUCCCAGCUGUUUUUACUGAUUAUUGCGAGGAAGCAUGCCAUCUUGCAGCAAGUUGUAUUAAGACUGUGUCUGACCGUCCUCCUAAAUUGCCAGUUCAGUUAAAUCCUUUCAGGCAGCCCAUAGCCGUGGAAGACAGCGUGCUAUUAUUGCCCUGCUACUCGAAUUGCUUUCNUUUUGGGAUGUAAAAAGUUAACUCAUAAUAUCUUGAUUCUUGAGUCAAUAUCUGCAACAUGUGCUACCCACUACAGUUAUUCUAAAAUUUCCGCUCCGCAUGAUAUACAUCUAGGAUUGACAAGGUCUUAGUUAGAUGGUAGAUUUGAUUUGAAGUAUAGAUACUGAACCACAUAAUUCUCAAUCAAAUUAUAAAAGUUGAACUAUUUCGUGAGAUGUUCCAG
This is a messenger RNA of Vigna radiata var. radiata (mung bean), 1363 nucleotides long. Its product is annotated as zinc finger MYND domain-containing protein 15-like. Bases 23 to 1153 code for a protein of 376 amino acids. The record is from RefSeq and is a predicted model, not a curated record. NCBI's taxonomy places the organism in Eukaryota, Viridiplantae, Streptophyta, Magnoliopsida, Fabales, Fabaceae. The transcript has 11 exons.